AUGAACGCCUUCAGGAACACUAUGCGCCGCUCAGCAUCCCGGGGGUUCUCCACUGAAGCUCGUGUCCACCCCAACAUCCUUCCCUACCUACACAACACGCGCCGAACAAGCAUGGUGCCUCGAUGGAUUCCGUCGACGAUCGCCGUCAUCGCCGUCGGCUACGCCGCCAGCAGCUACGCCAUGGGCAUGAGCCAACGCCGGUCCGCCCGGCUCGCCGAGAUGGAGAGACAACAGGCAGAGAGCCGCCUCCGGGCAUCGAAAUUAAUGGACGCCUACGGCGACGGCACCAGCCUCGAGAGCCUUGAACGGGCAGUCGCCCUGUACGAGGCCCAGAACCGGUCAUGA
Messenger RNA from Verticillium nonalfalfae, 345 nucleotides. RefSeq lists its product as uncharacterized. The transcript is spliced from 2 exons. Lineage: Eukaryota; Fungi; Ascomycota; Sordariomycetes; Glomerellales; Plectosphaerellaceae. The record is from RefSeq and is a predicted model, not a curated record. Bases 1 to 345 code for a protein of 114 amino acids.